This is a messenger RNA of Pocillopora damicornis (cauliflower coral), 1228 nucleotides long. RefSeq lists its product as uncharacterized. The record is from RefSeq and is a predicted model, not a curated record. Lineage: Eukaryota; Metazoa; Cnidaria; Anthozoa; Scleractinia; Pocilloporidae. Gene Ontology annotation, cellular component: membrane.
UUCUCUCUGACGUUAGAGGACGUUGCUUUGAAGUAGUUCGGUAUGGGAUGUUGUAAAGCCCUUGGGGAAGAAUGUGGGAUACGAAAACUUGGAUUACGAUACAAUGACUCCAGAGCUUUCACUGAUGCUCCGGGCCUACCAAGACCACUGUUCGCCUUCCUCCGCUUAAUCUACGCUGCUCUGGCGGUAGCCGACCUGGUCUGGAUCGGCCUGGAUGAUCCGAGCGGAACCUGGGUCAUUCAUUUGCAGAAUUGGAGUCGAGUGGUGACCGCGUUAUAUUUCCUGACUGGUUCACUAACCGCAUUCCAUCGUUCGGCAUGCGGAUCCAAAGAGAACGAUAGCUACGACAUAAUCCAUUCGGAUUUUCCAGAUCACACUGGCGAUUCGAAUUCUUGCGCUUUAAAACCGGGCGAAAAAGACGAAAGCAUUGAAGUGGAUCCAUAUGAAAACCAUCUCUCAUGGCAUCACGAGGUGCUCUGGGUCCUACACACCCUCGCUUCCAACAGCACUUUCGUCUGCACGGUUGCGUACUUCGCCUUUUUCUUUGACGAGCGUUCCUCCUAUGUUUGGAUCUUCUACAUACCCAGGCACUCUCUCUACGUGUUCCUGAUGAUUGUCGACACACUGGCCAGUUACAUUCCCGUGAGGCUGUUGCACGUCGUGUAUGCCUACAUAUUCGGUGCCGCAUACGUUAUGUUCACUCUUGUGUUCAUCUUAACGGAAGUGAAGGUCGAUCUGCGUCUGAAUCCCAGCAUGUAUCCUUCACUGGAGUCUGGUGAUGAGCCACUGAUCUACACAGCAUACCUAUCAAUAUUCUUAAUUGCUGGCUUUCCUGUGGCUCAAAUAAUCUACUUUCUCAUUCAUAAAUUCCGCACUUGGUAUAUUUCAAGAUGAAUAAUUAUUUGACAGAACUGUUAAAUUCUGGACGAAGAUUUCUCUCUUUAAGCUCUUUGAUAGUUUGAUCCAAAAUCAGUAAAUUAGGCAAUUAAGCAAGUACUUCAAUUUAGGAAAGCGAGGCUGGUGUAUGUCAUAAAGAAAACAAAAGCAAUUUGGAAUAUAUUACAUUUCAGCAUUUAGAAAGACAUACUUCUUGUACAGAUUUCUUAUCAAGCUUGAUUUUGGACUGUGACACUUCUUAUAACAGAUGAUGCACUCUCAGUUAUUUAAACAAAUAUGUGCUUCAUAAGUGGUCCAGGCAACGGAUGAAAUAAAAAAAACUUAACAUCAA